AUGGCUGCCAGCAGGAAACGUACACGCAGUGUAGAUUACAGUCAGUUAAACUCUUUUUCUUCUGCCGUACUGUAUGACACCGCGCCGAAGAGAAGAAAAUCCAAAUUUUACGCAGUUGAGAGAAUCAUUGAGAGAAGAAGAAGGUCACAGGUAAACGAUACAUUCUGUGUGAAUAUUGCUUAUCUUUUGAGAAGUAUAAUGCAUGGCCAUAAUACGUGUCAAUGAAUCCCCCUGCAAUAUUAAAAGACAGCAUCAAGGCUAUUUUAAUGAAAUAUUUUAGGAUUACGAGUACCUCAUCAAGUGGCAAGGAUGGCCCUUCCACAGCUGCUCGUGGGAGCCGUCCGAGAAUUUAAAUCUCACACUAUUAAGGUAUGGAUGAUAUUAAUUGCUAUUGAGUCCAUUAUUUUUCAAGUGUUUAUUGUAUAUAUGUAUAUAUAUUUAUAUAUUUAUAUAGGCAGUACAGUCAAAUUAAUAUAAUUCUAAUAUUUUAAUUUGCUACAAUUGUUCCUUUUAACUUGUAGGAGUUAUGAUCAACCAUCCAGGCCGGAUAAAACAAGAUUUGAACAAUCUUGCAGAAAUUUUCUCCAUGCUAUUCAGUCAGGCUUAAAAUCAAAGUCAACUGCGAUAAUCUAUGUCGACAUGGAUUUGGAUGUGUGGCGGUAUAUUACUUGCAACCAAGGACGAAAGUCCAAUCACAAAGGGCACAUAUUGUUUGAAAGAGAGGACUUUCGACGGUUUGAGGGCUUGCCUGAUGAUUGGUGCUUCAUUCUCAAUCAACAUGGUGAAGGCGUUUCAAUAGACUUUCCAUUAAAGGCGAAGCCACUCGUUUCUUGGACUGCGUUGAGUUAUAUCGUAAAAAGUGGAAAGCUUGUCAUGGCACCAAAAAUGCCAAUAAAAAAGGUUGUACUUUCUUUUGCUAAACGAGCAUGUAAUAUGGAUAAUAUAUGA
Molecule: messenger RNA, 948 nt
Organism: Paramuricea clavata
Lineage: Eukaryota; Metazoa; Cnidaria; Anthozoa; Malacalcyonacea; Plexauridae
Source: the annotation of a GenBank genome assembly